This is a messenger RNA of Magallana angulata, 731 nucleotides long. Its product is annotated as calpain-5-like. Gene Ontology annotation, cellular component: cytoplasm. Gene Ontology annotation, molecular function: calcium-dependent cysteine-type endopeptidase activity. The record is from RefSeq and is a predicted model, not a curated record. Bases 182 to 703 code for a protein of 173 amino acids. Gene Ontology annotation, biological process: proteolysis. The transcript has 4 exons. NCBI's taxonomy places the organism in Eukaryota, Metazoa, Mollusca, Bivalvia, Ostreida, Ostreidae.
AAGCCGUGAGGCUGAACGAUGAUUUAAAUGGCGGUCUCUGCACAGUAUACGCUUAGCGACAUGUAAACAAGUCUAUGUCAUAAUCGGACAGAGAUUUACAACGGUUUGUGCUAUCUAUCAAUUGAAGUUCAUGGAAUUACGAAAGGUCCAGAAAUUGUUGCUUUAAGUGAUGUAGAACAGAAUGGUUCUUGGACUUUUUGAUUCCGCCAUUCCCUUCCAGGGACAGAAGUACAGCAAGCUCAAGGAUCAGGCCGUCAGUUCCGGUCAGCUGUUUGAGGAUCCGGAGUUUCCGCCGGCUUCCUCCUCCUUGUUCCAUUCCAAAUCCGCCCCAUCGGACAUCGUCUGGAAACGACCCGGAGAAAUAGCAGCAGAGCCCAAGUUCUUCGUUGACGGCGCCUCCACUGAUGACUUUCAUCAAGGUUCUCUCGGAAAUUGUUGGUUCGUGGCUGCGGCGGCAUGCAUCGCAGAAAAGCCCAAACUUCUGAAAAAGAUAAUCCCAGAUAUUGAAAAGCAGGAAUGGCUUCCAGAAAACAAAAACAAGUAUGCUGGUAUAUUUCACUUCCGGUUCUGGAUUUGCGGAGAGUGGUCGGAUGUUGUCGUAGAUGAUUAUCUGCCGACAAGAAAUGGCAAUCUUAUCUACAUCCACUCAAAGACCCGGAACGAGUUUUGGUCAGCUCUUCUAGAGAAAGCGUAUGCAAAGUAGGUUUUAUUUUCUUGAAAUCUUUAGAAGA